Messenger RNA from Cheilinus undulatus (humphead wrasse), 1474 nucleotides. RefSeq lists its product as uncharacterized. Bases 162 to 1415 code for a protein of 417 amino acids. The record is from RefSeq and is a predicted model, not a curated record. The transcript is spliced from 3 exons. NCBI's taxonomy places the organism in Eukaryota, Metazoa, Chordata, Actinopteri, Labriformes, Labridae.
UGCAGCAUGCGUUAGCACACAGGCUAGUGUAGCAUUUUGCUACCAAAGUUGUUUGUGAAGGAGCGAAGCUCAAUUGAAGAAACGGCAUUUCUGUAGGUAUGAAGUUUUAAAAGUUAACAACAAACUCAUGUCUACCUAAUUUGUAACUAACCGCCAGCCCUAUGGACGUUAGCGAGUAUGUUUUAUCGGCUGGUAGAGCCGUGUUAGACAUAGUGGAGAGAGAGUGGCAGCCUCUGUCCUCGGGAGAGCUGGAGCAGCGGCUGGAUCAGGCGGUGGAGGAGAUCCUGGAAGCUGACCUGAUAGCAAAACUGAAAACUCAGCCCCCUCCUACCAUAUUCGUACAGUUACUACAAAGUCAUGCAGAGGUGCAGCCUCAAGUUGUACAGACGACUACAUUCAACUCUGAAGAGGAGGAGCAGGCACCGGGGCAUGGAGAAUCUCAGCAUGCUUUGGACAGUGCUGCAAUACAGCACAUCGCAGACCUUCUUCAGAGCUCAAAAUCCAGAGCUCGAAUGGCAGGACGGGCCCGUUUAUCCCUCUCCCACACUGUCCUGCUGUCCCUCACACUGCUCUCUGAGCGCGUCAGCUACCGCUGCGUUUCUCGCCGCUUCCACCUGGAGAAAGGAAACAUCCAUCGGAUCUUCUUUUCUUUCUGUGAGCGCAUCAACAUCCUGGAGGAGAGGCUGAUCAGAUGGCCAGAUGGCCAGGAGGCAUUAGAGGCCCUUGUCCCACUUGUUAGUCCAGAGAGGGAGCAGGAGGAGCAUGAAGUCCCUCUGGUUCUGGGAGUGUUGGGACAUACCUGCAUCCCGAUCCGCCUGCCACUGGGGAAGCAGAACAUGGAGAGCACAGUACCUGAGGUGAAGAGGAUGAAAAUGGAGGCCCACGCUGACUCUUGGCUAAACCUUCAGCUCGUAUGUGACCGUAACGGCCGGUUCUUGCACUGCAGAAUCAGCAAGGGCUCAGACAUGGACAGAGGCAGAGCUCUGAGAGACAAACUUAAACAGCAUCCUGCACUGAUGCCCUCUGGUUCCUGCAUUGUGGCCAGAGCUGGCUACCCUCUCUCUGCUCAAAUUUUAACUCCAUACUCAGGAAGGCUCAGUCCAAAAGAGGAGCUCUUUAACAAAACACUGGAAGGACAUUUUCACAUCCUGGAUCAGGCUGUUGCCAACCUUAAAGCCAGAUUUCAAAGGCUCUGCUAUCUGGAUAUCGGGAACUACGAUCGAGCCAGGGUUGUUGUGCAGACUGCCUGCGUAUUGCAUAAUGUGUUUUUGGACAUGGGACAGGUGGUUCAAGGAGAAGUUGAAAAAGAAACUCUAACUGUUGAGGUAGAGGGGGAGAUGGAGGAAGAGGGGGUACAGAGACGGGACACCAUUUCAGAUUGGUUGUUUAAAAGAUCUUAUUCUGGAAACCAAUGAUGCAUAUGUGGAUGUAAAUGCACCGUUUUUUUAAUUUUUUAAAUAAAGGUUUAUUUUAA